AUGACUCCCCCACCUGGUUAUCGUUGCAAGGGGGAGAAUAUUGUUUGUAAAUUACAACGCUCUCUCUACGGCCUUAAACAAGCGUCGCGUAAUUGGUUCUCCAAAUUAUCCACUGCUUUACUAAGUUUUGGCUUUGCUCAAUCACAGGCUGACCAUUCUCUUUUUAUGCUCCAUCAAGACUCCGCCUCCAUCUUCAUCCUCGUUUAUGUGGAUGACAUCAUCAUCACCGGUUCAGAUGCUACUUUAUUACAAGAUGUGAAAACCCGAAUCUGCCACCAGUUUCAUACUAAAGACAUUGGCAUUUUAAAAUAUUUCCUUGGCAUCGAAGUCGCUCGUUCCAACACGGACCUCUAUCUCUGCCAACGAAAAUACACACUUGAUAUUCUUAAUGAUUGUGGCCUUACAGGGGCUAGGCCGGCAGAUUUUCCAAUGGAACAAAAUCUGAAAUUAUCUGAUUCUACAGGCGAGGUUCUCUCAGAGCCAUCCUCUUACAGGCGCUUAGUCGGGCGCUUGAUCUAUCUUACUGUUAGAAGACCUGACAUUGUGCACACCGUUCAUAUCUUGAGUCAGUUCAUGCACCAGCCUUGCCAACUACACUUAGAUGCGGCACAUCGAUUGCUUCGUUAUCUCAAAGGAACUCCGGGUCAGGGUAUUCUUAUUCCUGCCACUACUACUUUACAGUUGACAGCCUUUUGUGACUCUGACUGGGCGAGGUGCCCUAUGACUCGUCGGUCUACCACAGGAUAUUGUAUUCUCCUUGGCAUUGUUCCGAUAUCUUGGAAAAUAAAGAAACAGACCACCGUGUCUCGUUCCUUGGCUGAAGCAGAAUACCGUGCCAUGGCCGUUGCUAUAUGUGAACUCACUUGGCUAUCGUAUCUUUUUCAGGAUUUAGGAUUAUCCCCCCCGGCGCGUAUCCCUCUCUAUUGUGACAAUCAAGCGGCCCUUCACAUUGCCGCCAAUCCAGUAUAUCAUGAACACACAAAACAUAUUGAAAUAGAUUGUCAUGUGGUUCGUGAGAAAAUUCAGCUGGGUUUGCUUCACCCUACCAAGAUUCCCUCUGCAGAACAAGUCGCCGAUAUUUUUACCAAGUCUCUGGGUAGGGUACAAUUUCAACAUCUCAAGUCCAAGAUGGGCAUUCGAGACCUUCAUGCUCCACCUUGA
This is a messenger RNA of Telopea speciosissima, 1161 nucleotides long. RefSeq lists its product as uncharacterized. The record is from RefSeq and is a predicted model, not a curated record. The transcript has a single exon. NCBI's taxonomy places the organism in Eukaryota, Viridiplantae, Streptophyta, Magnoliopsida, Proteales, Proteaceae. Bases 1 to 1161 code for a protein of 386 amino acids.